CUUUGAAUCUCCUCCGAACGGGCAGUCGAGCCAGUUCUCAGUGGCUUCGCGUAUAGGCCACACUUUAUUUUAUUUGCUCGUGUCGCCACCCGGUUUGCUGGGCCCUUUGAGAAUUUUUCAAAUGACAGAAACUUUGAGCCCAGCUUAAUGUCAACAGACAAAAAGAUCUGUUGAUUUUCGGCAGUUGUCAAAAUUACACUUCAAAAAUCGUCUCAUUCAAAUUAAAGUGAUCCAUAAAAGAAAUGGAUCCUUCUACGGAAACAACGGUGACCUCAGUAGCCUCCUUAGAACUUAAAACGCGGAGAGCUCAAUUUCAAACUCAAACUUCAACUGUCGAUGCCAGAAGAAGACAUGCAGUGUGUGUACGCAGAGCUUUUAAGAAAUAUGGACCAAAAAAGAAUCCAAAUGUCAUUUUGGAUGGACUUAACAUGACAGUACCAAAAGGCACCAUAUACGGUCUUCUAGGUGCAAGUGGGUGUGGGAAAACGACUUUACUUUCCUGCAUCGUUGGUCGAAGACGCUUGAAUUCUGGUGAAAUUUGGGUUCUGGGGGGCCAACCUGGAUCCGAGGGAUCCGGAGUUCCAGGACCACGAGUAGGAUAUAUGCCUCAAGAAAUUGCUCUCUACGGAGAAUUUUCUAUAAGAGAGACCUUCAUUUACUUUGGAUGGAUUGCAGGCAUGACCACGGAACAAGUCGACAGUAAACUGGAUUUUUUAUUAAAGUUCCUGGAGCUGCCCUCUGAGAAUCGUUUCGUAAAAAAUCUUUCGGGAGGUCAACAAAGGCGAGUAUCAUUUGCAGCGGCAUUAUUGGCUGAUCCUGAAUUGUUGAUCUUGGAUGAGCCAACAGUAGGCGUAGAUCCUGUUCUUCGAAAAAGUAUCUGGGACCAUUUGGUACAAAUAACUAAGGAUGGAAACAAAACUAUUAUAAUCACAACCCAUUAUAUUGAAGAAACUAGACAAGCAGGAAUUAUUGGACUCAUGAGGGGUGGAAAAUUUCUCGCUGAAGAGUCACCUAAGAGACUUAUGGAAAUGCAUAGGCUAGACACGUUGGAAGAAGUUUUCUUAAAACUCAGUAGACGUCAAAAUAUGGGCCUUCGACGAAGAAGCAGUAUACUUGUUAGUGUGACCGGUGUGUCUCCAGAAGCGAAUGUAGAUGACGAAAUGAGUGGAGAGUUUGGUGAUAACGUCAGUAUUUCUAGUCGAAGAAAAAGUAUCGUUGUAACUGAGGAAGAAAUCGCGGCAGUACUUCCCCCAGCAGAAGUAGGAGGAAAAUCGAAAUUCAAAAUGCUCAAUCCAACACACAUGAAGGCUUUAAUAUGGAAAAACUUCCUUUGGAUGUGGCGGAAUGUUGGAAUUAUGCUUUUCAUCAUUGGUUUACCAGUUCUACAAAUAAUCCUAUUCUGUGUUUCGAUUGGUAAAGACCCUACUGGAUUAACAUUAGCGAUAGUGAACAAUGAAUUAAUUGACAGCAAAGAACCAUGUAUUCCUACGGUUGGUUGCAAUUGGACACGAUUAAGUUGUAGAUUUCUAGAACAUCUUCAAAAGCGAGAGGUUCAAUACUUGCCAUAUGAUACAGAUGGAGAAGCGAGAUAUGCUGUAGAAAAGGGCUGGGCUUGGGCUGCCCUUUCAUUUACAGCCAAUUAUUCUGAAUCUCUGAUGGAUAGGCUUGAAUUGGGCAGCACCGCCGACAACGAGACUCUUGUAUUCUCUGAUUUGAAUAUAGUCAUGGACAUGUCCAAUCAACAAAUUGGCCAGCUUCUUCAAAGGGAUAUUCUGUAUUCUUAUCAAGAUUUUGCUAAAGAAGUCACUGUGGCUUGCAAUUACAGGGCAAAAUUCACUGACAUACCGAUAGACUUUAGAACUCCAGUAUAUGGUUCGAAAGAUCCUAAUUUUACGGACUUUGCCGCUCCUGGAGUUAUACUGACAAUUAUUUUCUUCUUAUCUGUUGCACUGACUUCAGGAGCCAUGUUAUUAGAAAGAAACGAAGGAUUACUUGAAAGAAGUUUAGUUGCUGGUGUAAGUGGUACUGAAAUUCUUUUUGGACAAGUCGUCACGCAAUUUGUUGUGAUGACGGGUCAAACAGUAAUGGUUUUGAUUGUCGCUUUCGCUGUUUUUGACAUCACAUGUGAAGGAGAUCUUGCUUGGGUGACAACUCUCACAAUUCUCACUGGACUGUGUGGAAUGUGCUUUGGUUUCGUGGUGGCAUGUUCUUGUGAAAACGAAAGGAGUGCUACCUAUAUGGCUAUGGGAUCCUUUCUACCAAUCGUCAUGUUAUGUGGAAUCAUUUGGCCAAUCGAAGGCAUGAACCCAAUCUUGAGAUACAUCAGUUAUCUUCUACCUCUAACGAAAAGUACAGAAUCAUUUAGAUCUAUGUUAGCCCGAGGUUGGUCAAUUUCAGAACCUACAGUUUACGAAGGAUUUAUUGCUACUUUCGUCUGGAUUAUCAUCUUUCAAACAGUCGCAAUUUUGUUGAUUAAGUUUAAGAAGGGUUGAAGUUUUAAAAAUGUGUACUUUUUAACUUGACGAUUGAAUUCCGAAUGCCAUUGUAAUGACUUGUAAAGUAAAAUUCAUUUUUAUGAUGGAUUUAUUAUUCUAAUGACGAUAUUUCUUGUAGAUACAUGUAAUUAAUAACUACCUGAGGAUAUUCUAUACUCUAGAGGAAAGUUUUGUUGAGUAAAAUAUAGAAUCUUCUUCAAACUUGAGGUAGAUAGGAAAUUAUUUGUAAUCCUUUGAAGAAAUGUUUUAGUUUUAUUUUAUAUGCCAAUAAUGAUUUGCUCAAUGCGAUGUAAUAUAUUUAUUCCUAUUUUUAUCUGAAUUCAUGAGAAGACAAUUGUGUAGUAUAUGAAAUAUUGUCUGAGACAAUUGUAGGAAACAGGGGUUUGUUGCUCAACAUUUUCGAUGUUAAUGACGUAAAGAUUGGAUUCUUAAUUUUAGCGACACAGGAAAGAAUACUUAAGUUAUCUAGGUAAUGUAAUAAUGAUGAUUAUAAUAAUACGUAUAUGAUAUUAUAAUUUUAGUGAUUGCUCUCUUGAAUAAGAUAGUUUCAGUAGAUCAGUAUAUUUAUGUAUUCUAAGUUUUUGUACAGUUGAUGGCAAAUCUAACCUUUUUUUCUUCUCUAAAG
Messenger RNA from Belonocnema kinseyi, 3120 nucleotides. Its product is annotated as ABC transporter G family member 23-like. The coding region runs from base 243 to 2492 and encodes 749 amino acids. The record is from RefSeq and is a predicted model, not a curated record. Lineage: Eukaryota; Metazoa; Arthropoda; Insecta; Hymenoptera; Cynipidae. Gene Ontology annotation, molecular function: ABC-type transporter activity; ATP hydrolysis activity; ATP binding. The transcript has 12 exons. Gene Ontology annotation, cellular component: membrane.